UGAUACACGUACGCAAAAGGCCCAGACGCGUACUAUUGGCCAUGAGUUAUGAGUAAAAAAUGAAGACAGUUGCGACAGUGUUUUGCUCUACGUGCCAGAAAUGCUGACGUCGGUUUGUGACGUGCGCCUUGCGCCUUGAAUCAAUCUUAUACGGGUUGGCGGGGCAAAAUGACCUAGCUUCGGCCCCUCCACGCGCUUGCCAACUUUGGAGAAAGCACUUUUCUACACGAUCUGAAUGCUGCGAUGCCGCUGAUCAUCGUGACCGGAUGGCCGACAUCAGGCAAGACGACUCGCUCGAAGCAGCUGCACGAAUACCUUGCGAAGCGCAUCGCUGACACCAAGUAUCGUCUGCACUUCAUUUCAGACGACAGCCUCUCGAUAUCGCGAAGCGUGUACGACCUCUCGCCUGACAAGGUCCCGGCUCAUGCGCGAUCAGCCAAUGCUUCGGAGAAGGAUGCCCGAGCUGCCAUAUACGGUGCCGUGAAGCGGGUGCUGAGCGACAAGGACAUCGUCAUCCUCGACGGGUUGAACUAUAUUAAAGGAUGGCGUUACCAGCUACAUUGCGAGGCCAAGGCAGUACGAACCCCAAGCUGCAUCCUGCAGAUUGGCUGCGCCAAGGACAAGGCCAAAGAGAUCAACGAGGAGAGGCUGAGCCGGAGAGAGGCUGGGCACAUCCCCGCUGAGGGCGAGCCUGAACCGUACGAACCAGGUAACUGGGAGAAUCUUGUUUUCCGACACGAGGAGCCGAAUCCUAUGACACGGUGGGAUAGCCCGCUCUUCGCUCUAGUGUGGGAUGACAACGAGGACCAAACAAGGGAGGUGUUUGAUACCUUGUGGGACUCGAUUGCCGGAGAGGGACGCAAGGUCGUCCGACCGAACCAGGCUACGUUGCAAAGGGGCCGAAAUGAGGGCGGUGACUAUCUCUACAUACUGGAUCGUGAGACACAAGACGUGGUCAAACGAAUAUUGGACCAGCAGGGUGACGAAGGUGGCGGCGAAGUCAAGGUACCAUUGAGCGCUGAAGGAAAGGAGGACCUUGUCGUACAUUUGCCGGCAGGUCAAAAGGUUGGCCUGCCCCAGUUGCAGAGGCUGAGGAGAGCUUUCGUUGGUCUGAAUCGGGGUGGUAUUGGCCUGGAAGCGGUGGGCAACAUGGCUAAUGACAGAUCAAGAGAAGCCUUUGUACGGCAUCUCAACAGUAGUUUCGAUCAAGAUGAAUGACACGCUAGCCAGCCACGAGUAUUUUCAUAGACACUUUUGAGAAGCGACUUGAUCACCUGUGAGACUUACGACUAUACGUAUUCCACCAUGCCCUCACUGUGACCCGUGGUGAGCUGUUUAUUAA
Molecule: messenger RNA, 1342 nt
Organism: Emericellopsis atlantica
Lineage: Eukaryota; Fungi; Ascomycota; Sordariomycetes; Hypocreales; Bionectriaceae
Product: chromatin associated protein KTI12
Exons: 2
Coding region: 244-1218 (324 amino acids)
Source: RefSeq, a predicted model, not a curated record